AUGUCGGCUCUCUCGACAAUGGUCUUUGCCUAUGCUGGCACACCCCUGUUUUUCCCUAUUGCUGCAGAGAUGCGCGACCCUCGCCAUUAUACCAAAGCGAUGCUGCUCUGCCAGUCCGUUGCGACAGCGACAUAUAUCAUUGUGGGAGUUAUCAUCUACUACUACUGUGGCUCCUAUGUUGCCUCGCCCGCUCUGGGUUCGGCUGGCAAGACUAUUAAGCAAGUUGCUUACGGCCUCGCUUUGCCGGGUCUGAUUGUUGGUGCAACCAUCAAUGCUCAUGUCACCGGAAAAUACGUCUUCGUUCGAGUCCUUCGAGGCUCAAGGCAUCUCACAGCCAACACCCUCACUCACUGGGCUACAUGGCUAGGCCUGACCUUUUCUGCAGCUUUGUUAGCCUACAUCAUAGCGAGUGCAAUUCCUGUCUUUGGAAGUCUCGUGUCUCUUGUAGGAGCUCUCCUAGGUACUCUGCAAACGUUUCAGCCAUAUGGUUGCUUCUGGUUGUACGAUAACUGGAGCGCAGGAAAGCAGGAGAGACCCCUAAAGUGGGUUCUUAUGGUUGUAUGGAGUAGUUUUGUGAUUCUCUCUGGAACAUUUCUGAUGAUUGCUGGAACAUAUGGAUCUGUUGUCGGCGUUGUUGACUCUUACAAGGCGUCAGGAGGAUCGGCAGCCUUUUCGUGUGCUGACAAUUCCAACUCUGUCUGA
Messenger RNA from Fusarium musae, 702 nucleotides. RefSeq lists its product as uncharacterized. Gene Ontology annotation, cellular component: vacuolar membrane. Gene Ontology annotation, molecular function: amino acid transmembrane transporter activity. The transcript is spliced from 2 exons. Gene Ontology annotation, biological process: amino acid transmembrane transport. The record is from RefSeq and is a predicted model, not a curated record. Bases 1 to 702 code for a protein of 233 amino acids. Lineage: Eukaryota; Fungi; Ascomycota; Sordariomycetes; Hypocreales; Nectriaceae.